This is a messenger RNA of Trypanosoma grayi, 201 nucleotides long. Its product is annotated as 40S ribosomal protein S30. Bases 1 to 201 code for a protein of 66 amino acids. Gene Ontology annotation, molecular function: structural constituent of ribosome. Gene Ontology annotation, cellular component: ribosome; cytosolic small ribosomal subunit. Gene Ontology annotation, biological process: translation. The transcript has a single exon. Lineage: Eukaryota; Euglenozoa; Kinetoplastea; Trypanosomatida; Trypanosomatidae. The record is from RefSeq and is a predicted model, not a curated record.
AUGGGCAAGGUUCACGGCUCGUUGGCGCGUGCUGGAAAGGUGAAGAACCAGACCCCCAAGGUCGCCAAGCAGGAGAAGAAGAAGCAGCCCCGCGGCCGUGCAUUCAAGCGACUGAAGUACACGCAGCGGUACCUCGCCAAGACGCUGAAGCCCGGCGAGAAGCUCCGCAUGAACAAGCAGCCCCCUGGCAAGGCUGGUUAA